CAGAGACAGCGUGACGUGGUGGGAGACCGUACUGCCACCAAGCCUAGAGCUGCCUUUCACAUCAAACACACAACUCACAGCUCUACCGCCUGUUCAUCUUACUCCUCCCCCGCUGCCUUCACCCUUCUAGCCCUCUUGCACACAACACAGCGACAGCACAGAGCAGAGUGACAGAGGCGGCUGAAUGAGGAGUGCGAGAAGAGGAAAAUGGAAACCAAAAAAAAAGGAGGAGAGAGCAGCACAUGGGGGGGAGGGACGUUAACAUGAGAGCAUGUGAAUCAAAGAGGAAGAGGAAUAGAGAAAACAAGAAUCAGCACGCAAAUAGAGGAAAUGCAGAGUCAACGGAGUGAUGCAAGGCAUCGUCCAGAGAUGAUCCUCAUCUAUCCACUGCUGCUUUGAUAUACACAAUACGACAAGCAAGGGCAGUGAAAGCUCCGGCGGCUGCAGCUAACUGUUCAACCACUGACUCUCUGCUCCCUUUGGCCAGAGGCAGCACCGUUAGCAUUAAGCCUCUGGGGACAAUGCGCCAAGGCAGAUGGAGAGACUGCAACACUGGAGCUCUGACACAUGUCCUACCCACGCACACGCACAGAGACACACUUGUGCAUGCAUGUGGUAGACGGCUACGAGUGUCUGGAAGAGGACUACAUUUUCUGGUCAUUUUGAGUAACUGCUACAUGUGGGUUAAAAGAAGAGGAUGACUUGUCACUCGCUGUAGAGGAACUAAAUGAGGACCUUAGUCGUCAAGCCGUAGCUGGAUGUGAUUGUGAUCUGGCUAUGGGCACAGUGGGAGCAUUGAACAACAGGGCGAUCAGUGUGUGAGGAUCGUCAUUCAUCACAUUCAGAAACGAUGGAUGCCAGAAAGAGUCGAGUACUUAGAUUAAAGAGGGAGACAAACCAAAGACAAAAAGCCCUCCAGAACCACAACUUCAUAAUACGACCACUUCAUUUGUGUUACGGAUCUUCACACCAGAGGACUGCUGGAAACUAUCGUCAAAACCUUAACCAACAAUAACAUUUUUAUAUCAGGGAUCUUACCUCUUUGGGAGCUCUAACAUAGACAACAGUGACAUUUUAUCAUCUUUAUCAAACGUCAAACGUAGCAAACAGCUGCUGAUCUAAACAUUGAGCAGUUAUGGAGCAUUAUAUUUUCCUUCAUUUGAAGUCAUGUUUCUGGAAAUAUCUGGCUGCUAAAUGCUCCACUACGUUCUCCAGCUGGUGCAGGUCACAGUCCGUUAUUAGAGCUUUUUUUAAACUAUAAAACAGCUGCCUGAUGAGGGCUGUGAGAGUGAACCAAAAGAGUAAAGGCUUCUGGAUUUUAUUAAAAUCAACUUUAAGAACACUGAGGAAGAUUAACUUUAAUAUUAGCUUCAGAUGAACUAAAUCAGGAGGACCAGUCUACACAUUGCUGACUUGUCCAUUAGGAAAUGUACAAAUUGAUCGUGGGUAUUUUUGUCGCAGUCUCAGAAGCGUAUCUUGUUGCUCAAAUAUGUCCUCUCCUCUGUCUCCUAGGCAAUCACAAGACGUGCGACAAUAGAGCAGCACCGCACCGUACAGCUGGCUUGUCAGACAACAACAUCAUUUAAAUUUGCCUCCGCCGACUUGCGAGUGACCUGCCUAAACCAUGCAGUGGAGACGACGCCACUGCUGUACACACACAGCUAACUUUCUCUAUCUCCUCUCACUGUUGGGUCUCCUGGUCUUUCUGGUCCACCUGCAUAAGCUCACAGGUAUGCCAUGGUGGAGAGGCCACCCUGUGGUGUACGGAGGUGAACAUCAUACCACCAAAGCCAAAUUAAACACAAGCGCCUCAGCAUGGAGAUUUGUCAUUGUUCCUCUGCUGACUUCCAGGGUCGAUGCGAACAUCAGCUCCCCUGAGGAGGAGGGCGUCUCCUCUCCUCGAGGACACUCACGUUUUGAGAACACUCUGGCAGGCAACACUAGCCAUAGUGUAGAGGGAGAUCUUAGUGGCACUAUAACCCAAGGGCCUUUCACUUAUAUCAUCAACGAGCCAGCCAAAUGUGCAGACAGCAGACCUGCGCCAUUUCUGGUGUUGCUGAUAGCCACUGAGGCUCGGCAGGUGGAGGCAAGAAAUGCAAUAAGGCAGACAUGGGGUAACGAGAGCGUGGCUCCGGCUCUGGGCUUCAUCCGGCUCUUUCUGCUUGGGAAAAAUGAAGGAGAGCUGGGACUUUUACAGCAAAGGAUGCUGGAAGCAGAGAGCCGGAGGUAUCAUGAUAUCAUUCAGCAGGACUUUUUGGAUACCUACAAAAACCUGACCUUUAAGACAUUGAUGGGAAUUAACUGGGUGGCAAUUCACUGCCCACAAGCCGGCUAUGUCAUGAAGACAGACAGCGACAUGUUCGUCAACACAGAGAACCUCAUUUACAAGCUGCUCAGGCCAGAACAGCAGCUUAAAAAGAACUACUUCACAGGCAACAACAUGAGGGACUUCGCACCAAACCGAAACACAAACAGCAAGUGGUACAUGUCCCCUGAGUUGUACCCAGGUGAGAAGUAUCCCACCUUCUGCUCUGGGACUGGGUACGUCUUCUCCGGAGACUUGGCCAUGAAACUCUAUCGCGCAUCUCUAAGGAUCCGCAUCCUGCAUCUGGAGGACGUGUUUGUGGGAGUAUGUCUGGCCAAUCUCCGGAUCGAGCCGACUCCUCCGCCAAAUGAGUUCCUAUUCAACCACUGGCGGGUGUCUUAUUCCAGCUGCAAGUACAGCCAUCUGAUAACAUCACAUGGGUUUCAUCCCAAUGAACUACUUAAAUACUGGAAUCACCUGCAGAGCAACAAACACAACGCCUGCAUCAACAGAUCGAGAGCGGGCAGGCCACACGUCAACAGAACGAAUAAGAGAACAGCUCAAUAACUGCAAAAGUUAUCAUUAAACUCUCCUCGUUAGAUACACUAAUGAUUUAUAGCCCAUUCUGUUCUUGGCAUCGAGGGAUUACUCCACACUGGUAACACAAAUGAUGUAUAACUGUUCUGUAAAACCUGGUGAAGUGCUCGAUAAUGAUUGCCAAUUUUGUACAAAAGAGAUGAAAACUGUUUACAUGUCAAACCACUGGAGGGUUUAUGUACACAGUUAUAUUUUAACAAUAGAACAAGCUGUGCGUUACUGUGGUCCACAAGCUAUUAUAAUAAGCUAUUGUAAUUAUAUACAUAUUUUGUUUGUUUUUUUGUGUGUUUGAUAUAUGCCGCAUUACAGAUAAAGGCUACUGGAAAAUUAGAGUGGAAAGGGUACAGUGCAAAUAAAUGUUUCCACAUGUUUA
Molecule: messenger RNA, 3275 nt
Organism: Cottoperca gobio
Lineage: Eukaryota; Metazoa; Chordata; Actinopteri; Perciformes; Bovichtidae
Product: beta-1,3-galactosyltransferase 2-like
Exons: 2
Coding region: 1625-2872 (415 amino acids)
Biological process (GO): protein O-linked glycosylation
Cellular component (GO): Golgi membrane
Molecular function (GO): N-acetyl-beta-D-glucosaminide beta-(1,3)-galactosyltransferase activity
Source: RefSeq, a predicted model, not a curated record